Molecule: messenger RNA, 636 nt
Organism: Laetiporus sulphureus 93-53
Lineage: Eukaryota; Fungi; Basidiomycota; Agaricomycetes; Polyporales; Laetiporaceae
Exons: 3
Coding region: 1-636 (211 amino acids)
Source: RefSeq, a predicted model, not a curated record
AUGGAUGGAUUGCCUGAUGUUGACCUGGAUAUCCUGAACGUAGCUAUACCACCAUCCUUCAACCCCGCUGCACCCAGCACACAGGAAGCAUCCGCAUCUGAUCUAAUGCUCAUGCACCAGCAUUCCUCGAACUCGACUCGACUGCUGUUCACUCUGACUCCUUUCCUGCAUGGCUUCAACCCCCCAUUGUCAUCAUCACACCCAUCUCCGCCUUUACCUGCCCCCCCAACGAUGGUGCUUCAGCAUGUGCGAGGGCUUUCCUCGGAAGCACUUCCUGUAAAUGAAGAUGAGCAAGGAAUCUCUUCGGAGGCUGCUGCUGUGGGUCCAACUGAGGCCAUUUCAGACCCACCACCUAUGCCAACAACUUCGAGACAAUCACAUAACGUAGGCCAGGCUGAGGACUCAGGCACUCCUUUGUUGGAAGAAGGCCAUCCGAAGCGAGUUUUGAAAAAGCCUGCAUGUGCAGAUGCUACACUGCCUUGGAAGCAGAAGACGUUGCCAUCUGUUGAGACUCAGAGCAGGCAGGCAUGCACAAAGAGCCAGAUGGUUGGUGAGAAGCAGAAGGAGAAUGAUGGUAGCCGCCCAUCAUCUCAACGAGGUCACAUGAGAAAGAAACCUUAUACCUUCUUGUCGUGA